Molecule: messenger RNA, 1180 nt
Organism: Symbiodinium sp. CCMP2456
Lineage: Eukaryota; Dinophyceae; Suessiales; Symbiodiniaceae
Source: the annotation of a GenBank genome assembly
AUGGAUCCGACACCCACGAAACAGAGGAUCAUCUUCCCUACCCUCGACAUUGCAAAGCUGGCGACUGGUCUCAGGUACGCCCAGAGAGACAAGGAUCCAGCCAUCGCCUUCUUGAGGAUGGGACAGUUGCUCCUCGAGGGUGCCAUGCUUUACCGUCCUCUCCGGGAAGCGACCAUUGCUGCCAUGGCCGAGCUGGAUUAUGGCCACAGUGUUCUCCUCGAUGUGCAUCUCUGCCUCCUGGAUGAAUGGAGCACGGAUGCUGAUUUUGUCACUUCCAAGUCUUUUGCAUCCGCCUUCGUCGAUCUGUGCGUGAAUCCGACGGUGGCGAAGUAUCUUUCAAUAGUCCACCCGAAGGUCACUAAUUGGCCGUUGGCCGUGGACACGUUUCCGUUGAUCCAUGACAAUUCCUUCCUGAGCCGUGUGGCCAUUGAAGAAGUACUUCCGUGGCUGCAUGCUCCGGCCCACGCCCAGGUCCUCAACUCGCCCUCCAUGGAAGCCCACAUCUGGGAAGCUAUCGCUGGGGAGGCAGGUCAUCCAUCUGGCUCCGGCUUCGUGGAGGCUAACACGGAGGUGAACAAUUUGCUUGUUCUGCUGAGACCUGGCUUGCCUACUUCACUUGCUGAGCUUUGGUCCGCACUCCCGCAGGUUGAACACCACACGGUGGUAGGCCUGCGUCGCCGACUUUGGCGUGAGAACGCCCGCCCUCUACAUGCCCGGGAAAGGGGUGUUUUGCCGGAGGGGAGAUGGCCAUCUGAGAAGGAUGAGGACCUCUACUUGGUGCAAGCGAAUGAAAGCACGGAGCUGAAUAUCCCGCCGAGUUGUACUCGUCCUGGACUACUGCCUCGUCGUGGAGUCCAGCAUGCACGACGACGUCAUCAUGUACCUCGGCCAGCUCCGUUGUUUCGAGAGGCACGUCAGCCGGCGUCAUCCUCUUGCAUGGUCAAUGCCUUCUACCCGCCGGUGUCCAUGGAGGCAGAGGACGACUUAGUCAUGGAGCACAUGGAGUCAGAAGAGGGGGUCAAUGAGAUCGGCGAGUCCGCUGGUGAUGAUGGGGAAGGGCUUCUGAGUUCUCCUGUUGGUGCUGGCGUUGGUCUCAGUGAGGGUGAGCUGGAUGAUAGUUCAACUAGUUCAGCGUCCGUUGAGCUAGAGGAUGAGAGUGAUGCAGACCGCCGACGAACUG